This is a messenger RNA of Anopheles merus, 781 nucleotides long. RefSeq lists its product as uncharacterized. The transcript has 2 exons. The record is from RefSeq and is a predicted model, not a curated record. The coding region runs from base 171 to 740 and encodes 189 amino acids. Gene Ontology annotation, molecular function: zinc ion binding; nucleic acid binding. Lineage: Eukaryota; Metazoa; Arthropoda; Insecta; Diptera; Culicidae.
CAAACAAACAAAAUGAAGCUGCUAUCCAUAAGCAACUGUUGCAAGUAACAAAAAAGAAAGACGAGUCUUAUACAGCUUACAUUUUUCGCGUGAACGCCCUUGGUACUACGGGAAAUGUGAGCAACGAGGGGAUAACAACUUACGUCAUCCGAGGACUAUCGCGCGAUCCUAUGUACAACAAUCUUGUGGCGAAAGAGUACAAAGACAUUUACGAUCUCAUCGGCCAUGUGAUGCGGUGUGAGAUGCAUUACCAAAUGCGUGAGCUUCCAGCUCCCAUGCCUCGCAUGCUACCAGCUAAUCGCUUUACAUCGACACCAUCUGUGAAUACAAAAACACAGCCAGCCAACAAGCGUGAAGAAGUGCGUUGCUAUAAUUGUUCCAGUUUCGGCCAUUAUUCCAACCAAUGCCGAAAACCUCGCCAGCCAGUCCAAUCAUGCUUCCUGUGUGGUGAUCCUGACCAUAAAAGACAGGAAUGUCCGCGAGUAAGCCAUCGAAUGCCUGCUGCAGUAUUUGCGCCGUGCGAUCAAGAGAUUUUUACAAGCCAACAACCAAAUGAAAGCAACACAUUGAGAGGAUAUUCGCAACCACAAUCACCGCUUUACUCGAUCAAUGAUGGUUCGCGUCGUAAUCAGUCGGUAGCUGUUGCAGUUGAGGACAAUUAUCGUGACGAUAGUGGAAUUCACCAUGCUGAAAGAGGAGUUAGAAUAGAUCCAGUUCAAGAGCCAUACAAGUUUUCUUAGCGAGCAGCUUGUGCCAAACCAUAAAUUUAAUCCUCGGCUGU